Molecule: messenger RNA, 1200 nt
Organism: Colletotrichum acutatum
Lineage: Eukaryota; Fungi; Ascomycota; Sordariomycetes; Glomerellales; Glomerellaceae
Exons: 2
Coding region: 236-1045 (269 amino acids)
Source: RefSeq, a predicted model, not a curated record
GAUGAAGAGUAAGUCUUGUUCGAGAAUUUACUUAUGACCUGAGAGCCCCCAGUGAAUUUGCUCCUAAUUUGAUGCUUCUUCUCCCUCUCUGACGCUCUCCGCGGACUAGGUAUCGAGUUCACCGCCCCGAAACCCAGCCCCUGUCCAAUCUCUACUUGUAACCAAGGUUCAAACCUUAUUCCCGCUGACAGGUCCCUCCCGGCGGUAAGCCAGGCACCGCCGAACGAACGGAAACAUGCGGGCCUCCUUCGAAGAUAAUGCCUAUCGGUACCUGAUCUACAGCCUGCUUCUGCUGCUCGGCAGCUUUCGCCAAGCGCACGCUACGUAUUACCUCAACCAGGCCGACGGGUACGAUUCACUGCCGUCAUGUGCCGAGCAGCCCAUCAGCUCUAUUGUCCGAGACAUGGUGGCGGGGUGCGGUGACGGCGGGAAGACGACGUCGUAUAGCUGCUUCUGCACGGCGAGCUCCGACAGGUUUAGAGAGAUAAUUGCGACGUCGGUCGCGAAAAAUUGCGGGCGGUCUGGGGUCGAGGUUGAGAGUGCGACGAGCGUGUUUGAUGCAUAUUGUCAGAUGGAAAAGACUGACAAAGUCACUACUUCUGCGACGGAAUUGACCUCGACAUCCGCAACUGGAACGGCAUCUGCGGCGGACACCGCGUCCGCCUCACCAGUAAGCUCUGGUGGCCUCACGAGCGUUGCGUCACCGACGUCGUCUUCGUCACCGGCUGCGUCAAACCCUAAUAAUUCUGGCAUAUCCACAGGUGCGAUUGUUGCUGUGAGCGCUUGUACUUCUCUCGUGGCUAUUGCCCUGUGUGCUGCGGCCUUCUUCUUGUGGCGCCGGCGACAUAAGCGCUUGCGGCCGGGCCAAGAUGCACAGGGACAUGUUUAUGAAGUCAAUCAUCCGGGCGAAUUGGACGGCAGUCAAAUGACAACCCAUGGUGCGGAAGAGUACUAUGCCAAGCCGGAGCUGGAAGCGAGGAGUGCUGUGAGGGAGAUGCAUGUUGAGCCAAAAGCUAGGAGGCAUCAGUUGGCUGAGCUGCAGUAAGCUGCAUGUGUUGAUGUUUGGUGCUUGAGUGAAUAAAUGUUCCAAGUGAGUAAAACCAAUGCAACUACACUUAAUUAUUUGAAGCAUACCCGAGUAGACUCGAGCAAAAAUUACACAUGUGGUAUUGUAAAAUUCACUUGGUGCGUUAAAUUUGG